AUGCGAGAACAGCCGGACAGAUCGGACCACGCCCAAGUACGAGAUGUUAUUCUGGAUCGUGUGAUUAAGUACAUAGCCUCUGGUGGCAUACCGGCAUUUUGGAUUGACCAAGAAUGUAUUGAGCAGAACGAUGAAGAAGCUAAAGUUGUUGCCAUGCAGUCCAUGGAUGUGAUUUACCGCCGCAGUCUCUAUCCAAUUGGCAUGUUAUCAACGCCUGUGCAAUACCAAGACGAAGUUGAUUUGUUGUUCGCCCUUCUCAAGAAAGACCUCGUUGUUUGGCAUUCUGUGUCUCAAGUGCCUCAGCUGGCUGCCGAAGUAGACAUUUCAAAAGCCCGAAGAUUGUUAGAUGUUCUUUUCAGGAUUAUGUGCGAUCCUUGGUGGACUCGUCGCUGGAUCUUUCAAGAAGAAUACUGUGCUAUGGCUCGCAUGCAGCUGUUGAUUCCCUACCUGCCAGGAUUGAGCAAAGUCAAUGGUCCACGGGUGUUCGGCACAAUUGACGGUGAGCUUUCCAUCAACGCUGCUCUUUUCCGGCAGCAGGUCACACUCUUCUGCAUGGCUUCCCACCACAGAGGUAUCUGGAGGUCGAAAAGGGACAAAUGGCAAUGCAAAUUGGUAUUGCAAAGAGCUAAGAAAUACAAUAUGCUACAGAAGUAUGGGUGGAUGGUCGGCGACGAUAGCGAAGGUCGUGCCAUGUCUACACGGAUUUUGGCAGAUAUCUCGCGUCGCUCAUCUAGGAUAUCGUCCGACACCUUGGCGAUCAUGGCGAAUUGUUGUGGGUAUGCAACACGCCUAGACGUCAAAAGUCUCAACUCAGCCAAGUUGAGUAGUUUGAGUCUGGCAAUUCUUGCAUUGUUUAUUCUCAACGGUGAGAUUCUUCGGCCUACAGUAUAUGGCAAUUUCCCAGGGACUGUUCUUGAAUUUCUCAAGGAACAGUCAUUUCAAGGAUUUGACCCACCAAAGGUCGACAGGAAGUUGACCUUUCUGAAACGGUGCAGACUGAGUGAUGUUGUGAUGUGUGAGGAAGGGAUCCAAGCAACUGGGUAUCUGUGGACUGUGUGCAAGGUCCUCAAAUCUGAAAGCAUUAUCUGGCCUGCAAGGCAAACAGCGAGAAACCAGGACAGUCUCACGCAGCUUGUUAACUGGCUGCACGAUUCAUCAUACAGCGAACUAGCCAAUAACAUUGAAGCCUAUCUUGCUGGUGAGAUGCCGAGCAAUAUGGAAUCGGUGGGGUUACGCGAGAUUUUUGACAGUAUGGCUGAGAGGGUUGCCAAAGCCAUGGAGGCCCACCAAUCACUCAUCAUUGCCAGACUAGUGGGUCACGAUCAGAAUUGGGCACUGUUCGUGAAAAACAAGCGGCAUAACACGUCCUCGCUAAUCUUUACGAGCUGCGAAGCCGCGGAAGACAGGUUUCCUGAACAUCGAAGUCGAUUCCUCGACAAGUAUGUGUCAUUACAGGUCGAUGAAAGUAGCCGGACAGAUGACGCUCUACCUCGCAUUCAAAUCAAGUCCUGGAUCAACGGUCUUUGGUUUGCUGAUUCUGUCAGCCCGAAAGCUGUAAUUUUGCCGUGGCCUCGCUUUCUAUCUGAUUACGUCCACAACUGCAAUCCCCUUAGUGGUGGUCGGCAACAGUUCGACAGUUUUGGCGGCAAGGAUGUGUUUGCCUGA
This is a messenger RNA of Exophiala bonariae, 1665 nucleotides long. RefSeq lists its product as uncharacterized. The transcript has a single exon. The record is from RefSeq and is a predicted model, not a curated record. Lineage: Eukaryota; Fungi; Ascomycota; Eurotiomycetes; Chaetothyriales; Herpotrichiellaceae. The coding region runs from base 1 to 1665 and encodes 554 amino acids.